AUGCCGACGAAGAUGCCGACCGCGAAGACGGCGCUGAGCAGGUGCCGCCAGCUUUCCCGCUCUCACGCGGGCGACGCCCCCGCCUGGAGCGCGGCGACGGCUGCCUUCGCGACAGCGUCCUUCCAGGCGGCUGCGGGCACCUCGGCGCCCAAGGCGGCGCAGAGCGCCUUGAGCUCGGGCACCGUCCGGGAGCUGAGCUGCUCAUCCACCUGCUCCCAGUCGCGGACGUCCCUGUCGACCAGUGCCUUCGUCUCCCCGCCGGCGGCCGUGAUCUUCGACUGGUCCGAGACCAGGUCCCAGUCUUAG
Molecule: messenger RNA, 306 nt
Organism: Prorocentrum cordatum
Lineage: Eukaryota; Dinophyceae; Prorocentrales; Prorocentraceae
Source: the annotation of a GenBank genome assembly